Messenger RNA from Scheffersomyces coipomensis, 1264 nucleotides. RefSeq names its product Gir2p (gene GIR2). Gene Ontology annotation, biological process: cytoplasmic translation. The coding region runs from base 210 to 971 and encodes 253 amino acids. The record is from RefSeq and is a predicted model, not a curated record. Gene Ontology annotation, molecular function: protein binding. NCBI's taxonomy places the organism in Eukaryota, Fungi, Ascomycota, Pichiomycetes, Serinales, Debaryomycetaceae. The transcript has a single exon.
UUUUUCCUCUCUCUCUAAGUAAUGUCGCGUGCCUUAAAAUAGAUUUAGACAUAUAUAAAGUACACGACAUCUUUUAUAUGUUGAUGCGACAUUUUCUACCCUGUACCAACGAUAAAAAAAAGAAAAAUUAUUUUUACAUUCAUCGAAGAGAAACCCAUUUAGUUAUAAAUCAAUCAGAUCAAUACUCAUAGAACCUUAUAUACGACAAAAUGGAUCCAUUAGAAGAACAAAUACAAGAGAUCGAAGUGUUACAAUCGAUUUAUCCUGAUGAAUUAACUUUAAUCAAUGAAGAUCCUACUACUAAAUUCUCCAUACUUAUAAAUUUAGAUACUACAAGUAAGACUCGACAUUAUCGAAUUUUAAUUACCAUAGAGUAUCCAUCAGAAUAUCCUAAUGAGAUUCCCCUUAUUAGUCUUGAAAUACCGCAGGAUGAUAGUGAUGAUGAAGAAGAAGAAGGAGGAUAUGAUAGUGAUGAUAGUGAUGAUGGAGAAGAGAAAUUGAUUGAUUUUGCUGAAACGAUUGAAUUCACCAGAGAUGAUCUUUCAAGUUUAAAAGCUUCAUUAGUGGAAUUUUCUGAAGAACAAAUUGGAAUUCCAAUGGUUUUCUCAUUAGUAUCUCAAUUAAAAGAAGAUAUUGAACUUAAAUGGCAAGAAAAAUUACAAUUAAAAACGAAUCAAUAUGAAUUAAAACAAUUAGAAAUUGAAAAAAUUGAACAACAAAAAUUCCAAGGUACCAAAUUAACACCUGAAAAUUUUAAUGAAUGGAGAUUAAAAUUUAGAAAAGAAAUGAAAAUUGAUAAUUUAUAUCAAUUAAAAUUUGAUAAAAUGCAUAAUGGGAAAUUAAGUGGUAAACAAAUCUUUGAACAAGGUUUAGCUAAUGAAACUGAUGAUGUGGAAGUUGAAGGUGAAGUCGUUGAUAAUGAUGAUGAUGAAGAAGUUGAAGAAGUUAAAAAUGGUAUAAAUCAAUUGUGAAAUGAAAAUAUUUGUCCGGGGUAACAGCAUCAUAUGUAUAUACAGUUUAACUUACAUUUAAUAAAUUAAUAGAACUUUUUAAUCGAUUAAAAUCGAUCGAUCGAUCGAUUCGAUCAUUUAUGAUUACUAAAUAUGUAAAAACUCCGAGACGUCAUAUACCUUCCUCUUACUCCACCAUUCAAAUUCAAAAGGUAAAGUGUAAAAAAAUUGUCACGUACCCCACUAAUGUAUAAAACGAUCAUAAAAUAAAAUAAUAAAAUUAAAUCUGUCACCGAAAAACUUCAAUAAAGCAU